Molecule: messenger RNA, 2022 nt
Organism: Paramuricea clavata
Lineage: Eukaryota; Metazoa; Cnidaria; Anthozoa; Malacalcyonacea; Plexauridae
Source: the annotation of a GenBank genome assembly
AUGGACGAAGAUGGGAGCGAUGUUGAGGUAAAUUUCAUUCCUUUACUGGUUUGUAAAUUAAAUCUAAGUACUUUAGUCAAUAAUUCUAUUCAAUUAUAUCAAUAGAUUGUUGAGACCACUACAAAGUCUUUGGCAUUGCCUUUUGUUAUCAAAGUGGAAUCACUAGACCCCAUCGAGGUUCAUAUUUCACUUUUACUUUUACAUGUAUUUAUAAAAUUAAAUAUUUAAUUAUAAUUUUAUAUAGUCACUGACAAAAACUGACACUUCCCUGGACAAUUUUAUGAAAGCAUAAAUUUAAAAGGAGCUAGAAUUUAGCAAAUAAAAUGUGUCGUUGUUGCACCACGAGUUGCACGUUUUUACAUUGUCAAAUGCCAAUGCAAAUGAUAUAAUGUUAGAUGUAUAAUUUGUCAAUUGAACUUGUAAUUGUCUGAUUUUUUUAAGAUUGACUCGGAUAAAGAAAAUGCAAACCCAGAAAGGUAAUACAGUUUUUUACAAUACAAAUUUUCGUGAUUUAUGAUCUGGUACGGUAAUGCCCCAAAUUUUCCAAGGCAUUUUUUACACCCCUCCCCUGGAUUUUCCAUUGUCCUCAACCCCCCGUGCGGAAUAAAUGCGAUCUGCCAAUAAGUGUUCUCAAUUUGUUUACAUUUUUGAGACAUGCUAGAAGCAGCUGCAACUUCAGACCUUUAACCCCAAUAUAUUUUCCAAACUUUAUAGUCCUUUUGCCAUAAUCAUAAUUCUUAACUCUUAAUCUAUUUGAAAUAACUUUUAAUUUCUAACAAAAAAUCUGAACACUAGUAAUCAUCACUCAACCAUAAUUUAUAUUACAAUGCAUUUGAAAUAUAAUAGUAAUACAGCUCCUUACCAGGUUCAUUGGAAAUUUGAUGGCACAAAUUAUCAUGCAGAUAAACAUUUUAAUUGAUGCUUGAUCCCCUCCAAAUUAAUUGACACACAAUACCCAUUUACAUGGUGGUAUGAUCCAUGAUGAUAUUAUUAUUGAUAUGCAGCUUUAUAUGUUAGGGAGUGGUCAUUAUUUAUGGGGAGGGGGGUUGGUAAAUGUAACAUCCUUGUUAUGUCAUGGCCGUAACAAACUUAUUAGCACAGCCUUGUAACAAGGCUGAUAAUGCAAUCAAGCUUGUUAUAAGUUGUUAACAGCUUGUUUCAAACUUGUUACAACAAACUGGGAAUAAGCAGUGCGAACACAACUUGUUGACAGCUUGUGAACAGACUUGUAACAACUUGUUUGCAGACUUGUUACAACUUGUGCGUUUUUACGUGUGUAGUUGUGGUUGGUUCAUGUUAUCUGUAACGAGAGUUAAACAUAACCAUGUUUCAAUAGUGAAGGGCCUUAUAAAUUAAAUUCUGAGUGCCUUCGCGCAAAACUUCAAAAUUUUUUGCUCUCUUGGAGGCCAAAUUUUAAAUUCAAUUUUUUUACAAUUAUUUUAUCUUUAGGUUAGUGUCAGUAAAAAACAGCAAAGUCCUUAUGUUCCUUUAAUGAAUAUCAAUGACAACAUGUUCAACGCAAUUCCUGUCAACCCACCAUUUACGUAUCCACCAAAUCAAACGAGCAAUAUUUCACCUGGUCACAGUCUGCAAACCAGCCAAGCAACAGCAUAUUUACGUUACAACCAAUUACCUAACACCCAAACACCUAGCUGUCAUCCAAACAUGGAGUGCCUAUCUCCUGAGAAUAACCAACCCUGGCAAAAUGGAAAACCAUUUUAUGUUUGUCGAAUUCAUGGCAAUAUAUCUCGAUGCAAUGGCUGCCGAGGAAUCAUUGACAAGGAACCACCCCCUAAUGUUCUUGUGAUAAUGCACGAGGAAUGCCAUUACUAUCCGCAUCCCACAACAAGGCAGAUAGUUUUGGGCAUGACACCAAAGCCAAAAUAUUACCAUUUCCAAUUACCAUGCCUGAGAUCAAAACAUCCGACAUUCUCUUUCAGAGAUCUAGUUCCAGGCUCUUCAGGACCACAGUUAGAAGAAUCACAUUUCCAAUUUAUUCAACACUACUCUUAUUAUGGUUAA